UUUCUUCAAUACUAAACAAGCAAGUUUUCUUAAUUUGCAUUCAUGGCUGCCAGUGCUAUCUUGUUCAUCACAUUAGCGUUCCUCAAUUGCAUUCGCUUCUCCUUGGCCUUCGACCCUCGUCCUCUUCAAGAUAUCUGCGUCGCACCUGCCUUAGGACUUGCAACUUCAACAUGCAAGGACCCAAGACUUGUCACCGCAAAUGACUUCUACAUGACCGGCCUGGACCGGCCGGGACCCUUCAAUGCAUACGGCGUCACCUUCGUCGUUGCGUCCGUACCCACAAUGCCGGGGUUGAACACCCAAGGCCAGCUAUUUCUACGUGCAGAGCUAGCGCCAAACGGGUACUUCCCGCCUCACAUUCACCCUAGGGCGUCAGAGCUCACCUAUGUGAUGGAAGGCGCGGUCGAGGUGGGAUUCGUAACCUCGUUCCCAGACUACAAAUACUACAGCAAAGUUCUCAAUAAAGGCGAUGCGUUUAUUUUCCCGGUCGGCCUCGUCCACACCGUGCAGAACGUGGCUAGAGGGAAGAGCGUCACAACUUCGUCUCUCAAUAGCCAGAAUCCCGGGUUUAUUUUUCUGCCCGACUCUCUUUACGCGGCCAAGCCGCCCAUCAACAGCAGUUAUCUAGCCAGGGCGUCUAAGCUAGACGAGAAUACCGUCAAAUAUUUGCAGACAAAAAUGUGGUUUGGUUAAUUAAUUAAUCCUUGUAUGUUGUUUACUGGUUUGCCUAAUAAAUAAAAUAAAUAAUAAUGCUAGUAUUAUAAA
Messenger RNA from Salvia splendens (bonfire salvia), 765 nucleotides. Its product is annotated as putative germin-like protein subfamily 1 member 12. NCBI's taxonomy places the organism in Eukaryota, Viridiplantae, Streptophyta, Magnoliopsida, Lamiales, Lamiaceae. Gene Ontology annotation, molecular function: manganese ion binding. The coding region runs from base 43 to 693 and encodes 216 amino acids. The transcript has 2 exons. The record is from RefSeq and is a predicted model, not a curated record.